Molecule: messenger RNA, 3183 nt
Organism: Vicia faba (fava bean)
Lineage: Eukaryota; Viridiplantae; Streptophyta; Magnoliopsida; Fabales; Fabaceae
Source: the annotation of a GenBank genome assembly
AUGUUGCCAAUUGUUGAAGGCGAUGAAGAAGAUGAUUACAAUGUUGAAACUAUAACAAACAACCUUUCUAGGAAUUCAUCGUCAUCAUCCAAGUCCAUAGAAAAUGAUCCAAAUUGGAAAGUUGAUAAAGAAGAUAACAAUUCGAAAAAGGAUAAGAAAUCAUCUAUAUGGAGUUGGAAGCCAUUGAGAGCACUUUCGUUUAGCAGGAGUAAGAAAUUGAAUUGUUGUUUUUCUGUUCAAGUUCAUUUGAUUGAAGGAUUACCGUCGAGUUUCAAUGAUUAUACUCUUUGUGUUCAUUGGAAACGGCGCGAUGAACAUUCGGUUACUCCUCCGGCCAAAGUGAUCGAAGGUGUUUGUAGGUUUGAAGAUAUUUUGAACUGUAGUUGUUCGAUUGUUGGAAGUAAAAGUGGAUUUAAUAAUUCUGCUAAGUAUGAAGCUAAGCAUUUUUUGCUCUAUGUUUCUGUGAUUGGUGUUCCGGAAAUUGAUUUGGGGAGUCAGCGUUUGGAUAUCACGAGGCUACUUCCGCUUUCGUUGGAGGAUCUUGAAGAGGAGAAAAGCUCGGGGAAAUGGAGUACGAGUUUUAAGUUAUCGGGAAAGGCGAAAGGUGCUGUGAUGAAUGUGAGUUUUGGGUAUAUGGUGGUUCGUGAUAACAACAGUUUGGCUCCUAAUGUGUUGACUUCGAGGCAAAAUUGUUUGGCUUUGAGCGAAACGGAUGUGAAUUUUUGUCAUUAUCCGGCUCGGGUUAUAGAUGAGGUGAAGGAUCUUCAUGAGGUAUUGACAUGGCCAAAAUCAGCAAUGGCCAGUUCAACAAAUACAUUACCUAAGAAAUUUCACGAUGAAGAUGCAUGUAGUCCCCUUGACAAGAAAGACGAACUUGUUGUACUAAAAGAGAAUCUCGAGCCAGUCAAAUUCGAUGUGUUUCAAGAAAACUUGAAGACAGUUGAGUCUUUAAAAGAGAAAUGUGAAUAUGAUGGAUUUUCUGUUGUUGAUCAGGGUGUUGAGUUUUCACCAAAUGAACAUGUUCAAGUGGAGGAAUCCAUUGUUGAUAGUUCUAAGGAAUUUUCUGUGGUACAUGAGUUUUCUAACAAAAAGGUUGAGUUAUGCACGAAAGAACUUCUCAUGCAAGAAAUAGAAUCGGCUUUUAAUAGUGUCUCGGAAUGGGAGACAGCGGCAAUGGAAUCUCCUAAAAUUAUGGAAGUCACAUCUGAAUGUAAAUUUAGCCAGUCACUCAGCUUGGAUGAUGCCACCGAACAAGUUGCCAGUGAAUUUUUUAGUACGCUGGGCGUAGACAAUAGCCCAACAGGUUUUAGUUCUGAAAGUGAGCCUGAAUCUCCGAGAGAGCGCCUUUUAAGACAGUUUGAGAAGGAAGUUGGAUCUGAGGGCUUCUCUUUAUUUGAUGUGGAAAUAGGUUACGAUGAUGAUGACGAAGGAGAUUAUGGCAGUUAUGAUGCUUCUUAUGAAUCUGAUCAGGGGGAAUUCUCUACAGGUAUUAAGUCACCAUCCUUGUUACAUGAUCUGCAGGAAGGGGUUGAAUUCGAGGAUGUGAGGAGAAAACUAAAGGGACAAAUACUUGAAGACUUGGAAACAGAAGCCUUAAUGCGUGAAUGGGGUUUCAAUGAGGAAGCUUUUCAGCAUUCUUCACCAAAAGACUUUGCUGGUUUUGAAAGUCCAGUGCACCAUCUACCUGCAGAACCUCCUAGAUUACCUCCUCUGGCAGAAGGGUUUGGUCCUUUUCUCCAAACAAAAGAUGGGGGAUUUGUAAGGUCUAUGAAUCCCUCGCUUUUUAUGAAUUCUAAAAAUGGCGGGAGCUUAAUCAUGCAAGUUUCCAACCCUGUUGUUAUGCCUGCAGAAAUGGGUUCAGGGAUAAUGGAGACUUUGCAGUAUUUGGCAUCUGUUGGAAUUGAAAAGCUUUCGAUGCAGGCAAACAAGUUUUUGCCUCUGGAAGAUAUCACAGGGAAGACAAUGCAACAAAUAUCAUGGGAAGCCAUGUCAAGCUUAGAGGAAAAAGACAGGCAAUGGCAUCUGCAACAUGAUUUGGUGACACGGAAUGGUUCAACCUGCGCGCAAAGGGACAUGAAAGGAUCACCAUCUAGACUAAAGUCUGAUGAGUUUAUUUCAAGUUCAAUUGGCAACCAGGGAGGUUCAGGCUUUUUUUCAUUGGAAGAUCUUGCUCCUUUGGCUAUGGAUAAAAUUGAAGCACUUUCAUUGGAGGGUUUAAAAAUACAAUAUGGGAUGUCGGAAGAGGAUGCCCCAUCAAACAUCAUUGCACAACAAUCCUUUAAAGAUCCUCCUGGUCUCCAACACAAGGGGGUUAACAUUGGUGGUUCUCUUGGCCUGGAUGGAGCUGCUGCUUUGCAAUUGUUAGAUAGUAAAUGCAGUAAUGAUGAAGUCGAUGGGAUAAUGGGAUUAUCAUUAACUCUUGAUGAAUGGAUGAAACUGGAUUCGGGUGAGAUUGAUGAUAUAGAUGAUAUCAGUGAGCGUACUCGCAAACUUCUUGCUUCCCAUCAUGCCAACUCUUUUGAUGUAGUUCGUGAGAGUUCAAAGGGAAGGAAGAAACAGGGCAAAGAUCACAGCAGGAAAUGUGGUUUGCUGGGAAACAAUUUCACAGUAGCACUAAUGGUGCAACUUCGUGAUCCUCUGAGAAAUUAUGAACCAGUUGGAACACCAAUGCUUGCUCUUAUACAAGUCGAGAGAGUGCUGGUCCCACCAAAACAAAAGAUUUAUUUGACUGUGUCCGAGGUAGGGAACAAUAGUGAUGAGGAUGAUGAGUGUGAAAUAAAAGCAAAGGUAGGCAUGAAAGAAAACAAAGAGGAGAGAAGUACUAAAGAAAGUGGCAUUGCUCAGUUCAGGAUUACAGAAGUCCAUGUUGCAGGUCUUAAGCUUGAGUCCCAUAAAAAGAAGCUUUGGGGUACAUCAAAACAGCAACAGUCUGGUUCCCGUUGGUUGAUUGCUAAUGGAAUGAGUAAAAGCAAAAGCAAUAAGAAUCCAUUGAUGAAGUGUAAGGCUGUUUCUAAAUUUGGUGCUCAGGUUACCACCACAAAGGUGCAACCUGGAGACACAUUGUGGAGUAUAUCAUCUCGUAUAUUUGGUACUGGCGCAAAAUGGAAGGAAUUGGGAGUACUCAAUCCACAUAUAAGAAAUCCCAAUUUCAUUAUACCAAAUGAAUCUAUAAGAAUAGGUUAA